AGGCCAACCCGAACCCCAGACCAAACUGCCCCCUUCCGCCUCGCCGCCGGCGAUCGCCUGAGAUGUCGUGGCUCGCCCGCUCUCUCGCCACAUCCCUCAACAUCCCCGACAACUCCGGCGCUGACGAUGACCCGGAUGCCUCCCACACCCCUUCUCCCUCCGCGCGCAUCCCGCCGCCGCCGCCGCUCCCCACUCACCCUCCGCAUUCGGGCGCGGCGGAGGGCGUCAAGGAGGACCUUACCGAGCUCUCCAAAACCCUAACGCGCCAGUUCUGGGGCGUCGCCAACUUCCUCGCGCCACCGCCCGGGGAGACGUUGCCGUCACCCUCGCACUCUCCCCAAUCAGCGGGGGGUCAAUCCGCCGAUGCGAGGACACCACCCGAGAUCGCCGGGAUCCGGAACGACUUCGCUGAGAUCGGUGGGAGGUUCAGAAGCGGGAUCUCCCGGAUCUCAGGUCACAAGGCCGUCUCUGGGUUCUCUAAGAUGGCCUCUAGUUUCUUCGCUCCUGAUGACGGCGAGGAGGACGAGUGGGAAGAGGAGCGGAGACGACAGAUUAGGCAUGAGAUGGGAGAGGAGGCGGUAUGGCACGAGGAGGCGGAGGGCGACGAGGAGUGGCAUCAGUGGGAGGAGAGGGUAAGACUUAGGGUGGAGGAUGGCGAUACAAGGCAUGAGUUGGAGAUGGAGAGAGCGAGGGAUGAAGAAGAUGACGAAUUGGAAGAGCAGAGAGCGAGGCAUGGGGAUGGUGGCGAAUCAGGGGAGCAGACAACAAGGCCUGGUGAGGAUGGCGAACUGGAGGAGCUGAGGAUAAGGCAUGAGGAGGAAGUGGAGGAGGAAUGGGAUGUGAUUGGAAUCACUGAGGAGGUUCUUGCAUUCGCCACAAACAUUGCCAGGCACCCGGAGACCUGGCUCGAUUUCCCGUUGCUGCCUGAUGAUGAUGAGUCUGAUGGACCAUUCUCAUAUUUUGAUAUGUCCGAUGCUCAACAAGAACACUCCUUGGCUAUUGAGCAUCUUGCUCCCAGAUUAGCGGCUUUGCGGAUUGAACUAUGCCCAAUACAUAUGAGUCAAGAAUGUUUUUGGAAAAUUUACUUUGUUCUUCUACAUCCUAGACUGAACAAACAUGAUGCUGAGCUUCUAUCUACCCCACAGAUCGUGGAAGCUAGAGCAAUGCUUAUGCAACGUUUGCAAUACCAGUCCAAACUUGAAACUGAGCAUCUAGGUCAUCAUAAGGAUGACCUUGGAGUUCAAUUACGAGGAGACACCUUGAAAGAUGCUACAGAAGCAUUCCCAUUCACGCGAUGGGAAGCAGCUUCUGUUAUGCCCAUAACAGAAAUUGAGAUUGAGAAGCAUCCUAUCCAAGUAACUGAAGUUGCAGUUGUGGACAAAUCGGUCAUCGAAGAGGAGCUGCCCAAGGGUCAUGCUGAGACCUCAAAUGUUUUGCAAGAGGCCUUUGAUGAUGACAUAGACGAUUGGUUCGAGGAGGCUGAUCUUGCUGGCCACCCAACUAUCCACAUAGGUGACGAGGAAGACGUGUCUUUUAGUGACUUGGAAGAGGAUGACGUGAAAUGAUUUAUAGUUGCAAUUGCAAUUUGCAAAGGGAGAAAUCGACCUGUGUAUUGGAAACUGGACACCUCUGCUGUAAAAGAAAAUGGAGGUGAAAGUUGUUCGUAGACACCUCUGCUGUGCAAGAAAAUGGAGAGGUGAAAGUUUUUCGUGAAUGGGAUUGGGUGUACAUUGAAAACUGAGCGGUGUUGUUCGCGAAAAGGGUGUACAUUGAAAACUGAGCGGCUUUGUUUUGCACUCAAGCUGCUAGGGUGAACGCAAUGUGAUCCACUCAAGAUAUGAUGGGGUGCUACAUUUUACUAGCUUUACAGUUUGUAAUUUGAUUCAUACUCUUGUGUACAUAAGCAUUCGUGAUGUUCUAAGGUCAGACAAUAAAGUUCCAUGUGUUACAA
Zea mays is the source of this 1951-nucleotide messenger RNA. RefSeq lists its product as uncharacterized. NCBI's taxonomy places the organism in Eukaryota, Viridiplantae, Streptophyta, Magnoliopsida, Poales, Poaceae. The transcript has 3 exons. The coding region runs from base 63 to 1565 and encodes 500 amino acids. The record is from RefSeq and is marked validated.